AGAUUCAAACAGAGAAGCCAAAUGGAAGUGAGCGACCCGCCUAUUCGUGGGUGAAGCAGAUACAUUCCACAAACUUGCUUUAUCCACAUUGUUUUCAUUAUCCAAUGAGCUUGUUAAAUGAUGGAACAAUGGCGAACAAAAACGUGAAAAUAACAAGCACUGUUGUAUCUGAUCUACCUCAGAGUUUACCACAACAAUGCAAGAAGCAUCACUUGCACAGAUGGAGAUCACAUUGGGUAGGUACAUGAGAAUAUCGAGAAGAAACAAAACAAUAUGUCAUUUAUACCCAACAAUAGUUAUAUAUUAAAUAUAAUUGUUGUACAGUAUAUCAAGUUCACCCUUUCUGGUGUCUCAUUGGUCUAAUAUGACUCGUGAAUGUCACGGAAUUGGCUUUCUCCAGCAAGUUUGAGUGCGCAAUAAUAUGUUGUCUACCAAAUGUUAAAGAAAUGAAAAUAUUUUUUAGUAUUAAAAAUACUGUGAUAAAUUGAGACACGUGUCUUAAUUUGGCAGUUCAGAUCCUCUUUUAAGAAUUUGUCAGAACUAGGAGGUAGUGCUGAAAGUGAGAUUUUUUAUGAAGUCUGGGGGCCAGCCCCCCCCCCUCCCCUCCCCCGAAUAUUCUUGUAAUUUUCAGCCUCUAGGGCUUGAUUUUCGGCAUUUUUAGACACAAUUUCUGAUAUCGGCCGAUUGUUUUUCCCUAUCGCAUCAGUCAGCGGUGUAUGUCUAGCUUUCGUGUGACAUGCCUCAUGGCUUCUCAUAAUUCUAAAAGUAUCUCACAUUCAUUGACAUUGUAUAUUACACAUGGUCAUGUUAUAGUAAAAUCAUUUUAAUUUUCCUCUUUGCAUAUCUAUUCAAGAAAGAAUAAAAAUUUACCUGCAUGUCAAUUUUCAGUUUUGUUCGGGUUAAAAUAGAAAAAAUCGUUAUUCUUUCGUUGCGAAACAAGCGAGAAUUUAGACAAAGACGAGAACUCCAGAAAACCGUUUAGCGUCAGAUAAAAUGAUCAUCGGUUUUGCCGAUCAAUUGGCCGAUGGUUGGUAUGUAUCAGCUCCUCAACAAUCGGUAUCGGAAAUCGGCUUUUUUAUAUCGGCUCACCUUCCCACGGUGCAUGCCCGGUUUGCAAAAACAACUGCAAUCUGCUCUAAUUCUUUCUGUCACUUUCAUUUGAUCUUAUCCGUACGUGAGUCGGCCUCAAUGGCCUUUGAUUGCUUAUAAUUAAGACAAGGGGGACCUUCACUGGGGGAAUGGGCAACAUAGUUCACUUGAGGGGUAAUAUUGGGGGUUCAAAAUUAUAUCAAAUUAUAUACACGCAAGCUUUAUUAUUAUGUAUUUAAUACCUUUUUGGUGUUUUGUUAUAGUUGUAAAAAUUUUAGAGACUAGCAAUUUACUACCAAACGUACCUCAAUUCCUUUACAGUAUAUUAGUAACGGACAUUCUAAAUUUUUAACAUUCUGCGGCACACUUGCAAAUAUAGUUUUUAAUCUAGUCUAUUUUGUUGCCGUCGUCUUUUUUCGCCAAUAUCGUGCAUGCGCAGACAAAUUAAAUCGAUGUUUGGUGACUGCCUGGUGGCCGGAAAUCGCGUGGCAUGCAGUUAUAAUAGAGACCUUACGAUUUUAGGACGGCAACGCGACAGCGACGGCUAAAACAAACUCCUUCAAAUAAGUGAUAGUAAAGAUAAUUCGUCGUAUAUUAUCAAUCGUAUGAAUUUAAUACAGUUUUAGAAGCUGAAGACAUGGGUUUUAUGGUUGGGAAGAGUUCUGCUAAACCCAGUUUGAAGUUGCACUUGUUGUGGCUUAGAAUGCAGCCGUUGUAUCAAGACGUGAAAAUUUGUGAUUUGGCGUUGUAAACUGAGCGAAGACAUUCAGAGCGAAGAUUAUUCAUAUAUUGUAAUUACUCAAUUCUUUUCAAUGAUCUAUUGUAUUGGUAGCCGUUGCCGUCGCGUUGCCGUCCUAAAAUCGUAGGGUCUCUAAUGUGUAAAACACGCACAAAAUCCUUCAUAUACUCUCGCUUUGCUUUCAAAUACAGCGUGUCAACUAGAACAACAACGUUACAGUACCUAUAAUAGCCCCAAACAUCAUUAAUAUCCCCAGUGUUCCUGCCGCUUCUGACUAUAGCUGGGUUUCAGUAAUUCAGUCACGUGAUACGUUUAGCGCUUGGUGGUUACUCCAAAUGGAAACACAUUUAUCGGAUCGAGUUAAAUAUUCAUUAUAUAAGUAUUGAUCUUGUGUUUGGUAUCAAAUAUAUGCAAUUUAAUGAAAUUUACUUGCUUACACAAGUAAUAAAGCGGCAAUAUGUGUAAUGUUGACCACCAAGCGUUUCCCUAUGUAUAAGGCUUGAGUGAAACCCAUCUAUACGUCACAGGACACUAUAGCAGUGGUUGCACAAAAUUGACCGACUUCGAAAGCCGGUUACGGUUUAAUCUUGUGUUAACGAAAAACUUCAAAGCAAUCUUCCCAACAACUUGUUUAUAAACUUGGAGAUAUCUUUUCCGAGGUCUUUCCUGGAUCAACAGAAUAGUUUUUUCUAAAGUCCUGAAUUAAGCAAAUGGGAGAACGUACCCAAACCAAAGCAGCGGGUUACGUUUUAACCCAUCAGAGUUAGCCUUAAUCCAGCUUUGGAGAAAACCAGUCCUGGUUGUUUUCUUUUUGAUACUUUGGUAAACUUUAUGGUGAUGACUCACUUCUAUUGUAACUGUGACCUCGUGAAGCAGUAUGCAUGUUUAAAAUUAUCCCUCAACCGCCGAAAACAUGUUGCCGUCGCUAUUGUUUGGUUUCAGUAAUUAAAUAAGUGUCGAUUGUUCACCGCGAAAUAUGUUAUUCAGCACACGAAAAAUUUGUUUGAAAUAAUUUUUUUGCCCUUGCAGAAUGCGGAAAAGAUUAGCUCAGGUGAAUUUAUGGAUGGGGAAUUGAUCAAAGUCUUUUAUUCAGAAAAUGUAUUCUACAGGUAUU
Molecule: messenger RNA, 2942 nt
Organism: Paramuricea clavata
Lineage: Eukaryota; Metazoa; Cnidaria; Anthozoa; Malacalcyonacea; Plexauridae
Source: the annotation of a GenBank genome assembly